CCCGCCCCGGAAGUCCCCGCACAGCCCGCCAUGCUGCCCAAGAUGGCGGCUGACGGCCCGGCCGAGCUGCUGGCGGCGGCGCAGGCGCAGUUCACAGCGCGGCAGUUCGGGGUGGCGGAGGAGCUGUACAGCCGCUUCAUCGCGGGGGGCGCGGGAACCGGCCGCGAUCUCGCCACCGCCCUCAAUAACCGCGGGCAGAUCAAAUACCUCCGGGUGGAGUUCGAUGCAGCUAUGGAGGAUUACACGGCCGCCAUCCAGAGCCAGCCCGCCUUCGAGGUGCCCUACUACAACCGGGGCUUGGUGCUCUACCGGCUGGGUUGCUUUGAUGAGGCCAUGAAGGAUUUCAGGAAAGUUUUAGAGUUGAACCCACAGUUUGAAGAUGCUGCGUUAAGUCUAAAGCAGGCGAUUCUUGACAAAGAAGCAAAACAAAAGCGAGGUUAUUGAAAACUCAGCUAAUGAUGGGAACGUGUUUUACUGAACACUUCAGUGAUCUUUGUCACUGAUGGAUGAAACAAGAUCAUUUAUUUACGUUCACUGUGCUCUACUGGAGAAACGUCCUCUUUGGGUAAAUAAGUUUAAAAUGUAUUAUAAUUUGAAAAUAAACUAUUUUUAGAUAUU
Molecule: messenger RNA, 618 nt
Organism: Coturnix japonica (Japanese quail)
Lineage: Eukaryota; Metazoa; Chordata; Aves; Galliformes; Phasianidae
Gene: TTC32
Product: tetratricopeptide repeat domain 32
Molecular function (GO): protein binding
Source: RefSeq, a predicted model, not a curated record